Carica papaya (papaya) is the source of this 613-nucleotide messenger RNA. RefSeq names its product Avr9/Cf-9 rapidly elicited protein. Lineage: Eukaryota; Viridiplantae; Streptophyta; Magnoliopsida; Brassicales; Caricaceae. The record is from RefSeq and is a predicted model, not a curated record.
CUUUCCAAUUUUCCUCCCUUUUCAGGCCUUUAAAUUGACAAUGUGCGACCUUACACCAAACCCAAAACCAGAAGUAGGAUUAACGAAGAUGUACAAGAAACUAUCCAAGACGGUGCGUGUAGUUUUCUUCAUGAUUCAAAAGAGUAUAUCGAAGAGCAAAGAUCUGCAGAUCUUGAUGAAACGUGGCAAGGUCCUAGGCGAGUCCGUAAACCACUUGAUGAUCCACACUCACACCGCGCUCAGUUGCCGUCCUCACGACGUCCACCUCUCUUUCGUUUCUCCGUCUCCCAGGUACUACGAGUUUAGCUGCAGUGACACACCGCCGCCGCGGCUUUUCCACAUCACCAGGCGAAAAUCUCACAAGCGUCAUGGUCGUGUGUCAGUCUCGCCGUCGCCGUCGACGGCGACUUCGGCGGGGGUAGAGAAUGACGGCGGGGGAUUUCAAGUGGAUGAGGCGGCGGAGGAGUUCAUUCAGAGGUUUUAUAUGCAGUUGAGGUUGCAGAAAUGGAUGGCCGGCCAGAGUGAGAAUAAUUUGGCUUGUGAGAAAUUAUUAGGCGUACGUUGCUCAUAUUAACACUUGUAAUUCGCUUACUUACACUUUCUAAAAUGUACA